Messenger RNA from Thermothielavioides terrestris NRRL 8126, 1818 nucleotides. RefSeq lists its product as uncharacterized. The record is from RefSeq and is a predicted model, not a curated record. Lineage: Eukaryota; Fungi; Ascomycota; Sordariomycetes; Sordariales; Chaetomiaceae. The transcript has a single exon. Bases 1 to 1818 code for a protein of 605 amino acids.
AUGGCUCCCGUCUCUAAAUCCGCUGACGCAGAGGCAGACCUGCUCGCCGCGCUCGACCGGCCGGCCCUCCUCGAGCUGGCCGCGCUCCUCCGCCUCGAUCCUUCCGCCCUGUCCUCCCCCAAUGCGACGGCCGUCCUGCCCCAAGCCUGGCUGGACGCCCAACGGUCCGCUAUCAACAGCAGGACCUUUCCAAAGGAGUUGCUGGCGCCGUCGCACAGCAGCAGCAGCAAGGGCAGCAGUACCAGCGGCAGCAUCACCCGCGCUCUCACUCACCUCUUGCGCCCGGGCGCCGCCGAGACCGCCAACAAAACCCCCCAACCCCCCACCGUUCUCUGCCCAUCCCACGCCGGCCUCGACCCGGCCCUGAUCCACCACGUGCUCGCCCUCCUGCAGACCGAGGUCUCGGUCCGCACCGACAUCCUGCGCGCCUACGUCCGGCGCGUCCGCCUGCCCGCCUCCGACCCUCACCUCGCCCGCCUCCGCGAGCUCGCGUCCACCCUCACGGGCCUCGCGACGCUGUGGCUCGCGCCGGCAGAGUUUGAGGCGCACUACGGCCGCGGCGUCGCCGCGCACCACCGCUUCGAGCGCGUGCGGCCGCCGCUAGGCGGCAGCGGCAGCGGUAGCGGCGGGUGCGCCGCGUGCGUGCUGGCCGUCGUGGGCGGGCGGCGCGAGGCGCUCGUGGCGCUGCGGGCGAACGCGCUGGGGCGGGCGAAGGGGCGGGUGCCGCGGUUGGCUGCGAUGGUGGAGGCGUGGAUCGCUGUGUUUUUGCCGCCGUAUUCUUCGUUGUCGUCGGGGUUGGGUUUCCAGCGGGGCGGGGGUGGGUUGGCCGUCGUGGAGGAUAUGAAGGGGGAGAGCGAGGUGUUGGCCGGCGAGGUCAGGGGGGUGAGGGAGUUGAUGCACCAGAGGAAGGUGGAGCGGAGGCAGAGGAAGGGGGAGAGCAAGAAGGAUGGGGAGGAGGAGGGGAGGAGCAGGCAUCGCGGUGGGUUGCCCCGCGGGACGAAGGUGGUGGAUGGCAUGCCGCUGCCGAACGUUAAGUUUGAUGUGCGCGUUGACCGGCAUGGCCAGGACGCAAGCAGCAGCAAGGACUACCCCGUCGGCGGCGCGGACGGGGCCGAGGACAAGGACCCCAUUGCGUCGCUCAUCAACGAAUACGCCAACCACCGGAUCUCGACCUCCCGCACUGACCAUAACAACAACGACAACUACGCACCCCCCGCAGCAGCCGGAUCAAUCUGGUCCUCCUCCAUCUCCUCCUCCUCCUCCUACUCGUCGUCCCUACCCUCUCGCGCAACCGACACCAAAUCCGUCCUCGACUCAACGGGCACUUUCAUCCCCGGGCGCACGUACUGGCCUCGCAGCCGCAACAUCACCGCCACCGCCGCCGCCGCCGCCUCUAUUUCCGCCAAAAACCCCUUUACCGCCACAGCCGAGAGCGUGUACGACGACAAUGACGACGGCGCAAGCGCCUCCUACCGCAGCACCUACCGCGCCGCCUCCCCGCCGCGGCACACCCGCACCCGCUCCCGCACCCAGGGCACCGGGCGCCGCCGUGCCGCCGGCACGGGUUCUGCUGCUGGUCCGGCAGGAGGAGGUGGUGGCGGCGGCGCCGCGAGUGACGACAACAACGAGACGGUGCGUAUCUUCCUCGACCGCGACCUGGCUCAGGCUCGGGCGCAAGCUCAGGCUCAGGCGCGGGCUCAGGCUCAAAAUCAGGCGCAGGCUCAGGAUCAGGCUGCCUCGCGGCGACAGGCGGCGGGGCGAAGGCAGACGCGGCAGUCAGUGGACACGAACUGGGGGGAUUUUUACCGCGGUGCGUGA